AUGAGUGAAAAAGAUCAAAAUAAAUUAUUUGAUUCUUUUAUGGAAUUUUUACGAAGCGAUUUAUGGCAAAUUCCAGUCAGCCAGUUUAUUGAGCAACGCUCUAUUGGGUCUUCUCCAAACACUAUCGAGAAUUUUCAAGCAGUUCAUUGUGAAUUUGCAAAAAUGAUUUCCGAUUUGAUAAAAGCUUAUUGCGCAGAUUGCAACCAAAACAGAGAAGGGGUAAUGGAAACACUAAAAAUAGCUCAUAGAGAAAAGUUUCAACAAAUGUCCAACAAAGACAAAAUGUUGUUAGAACCAAUUGUAGCUUCAGAGCAUUUUGAUGUUUUUGUACCAAUGAUGAUGAGAAAAAAUAUUGAAUUACAAUUACAGGCAUUAAAAAUGAUUGAGGUUUUAAAUGAAUUGACAAAAAAAAUAAUCAAAGAAAAAUUUCAGCAACAUAUGAAAGGAUUGUUGCCAAGUUCACUUUUAUUGGGAGAAGAAGAUGCCAAAUUGUGGGAAGCAUUGGAUGCUGAAGAACAAGAUGAAAGUGAAAAGCUUAUUUUACUUGCUGUUUUAAGGCAAAGUAAAGAAGAAUGGGAAUAUGAUCAACGAAUGAGAGCCGAUUCUGAAGGGCAAAUGGAAAGGGCUUUGCGUGAAAGUUUAGCAGAGAAGACAAAUCUCGAGGAGAUGAGAAGAAAGGAACAAUUACUACUUGAAAAAGCCCUUAGUGAAAAGGCAAAUAUUUAG
This is a messenger RNA of Meloidogyne enterolobii, 726 nucleotides long. NCBI's taxonomy places the organism in Eukaryota, Metazoa, Nematoda, Chromadorea, Rhabditida, Meloidogynidae. The record is from the annotation of a GenBank genome assembly.